AUGGGAGGUAAAAAGGUAGCGAGAGAGACUCUGUUGGCCUCAGUGCGUGAAGAUGACGGUGAUGAAGGUCAUGAAGAGCAGACGUUAGGAGGGAUCAGGAGCAGGCCACCCAGCCGACCUCGCAACAUCUAUAGCCGAGGCAGCGUGGACAGCCAGACAGUCGUUCGAGCAAGUGGCUGCAGCCAGAGAGAGCUGAGAGAAGGGGAGAAAUCUGAAGAUGAUGACGGCGCUGAUGAAAAUUACAAGGAGGAGGAGGAAAGUGGUCGUAGCAGUGAAGCGGUUGAUGGACAGGACGGAGCUGGAGUGUAUUUCGCCAUGGAUGAAGACUAUGACACGGAGCUGGAGCCUGAAGAUGAGCCAGGGAGGUACGACCCUACAGGUGAGGCACGUUACCGAGAGGUGUGUAAGAUGUUCAAUGUAGUUCCAGUGUCCUACUUCCUCAGAAACAUACGCAGCACGGAACUGAACAUGAUGCACCACGGACUCGGCCCUCAGGGUAGCAAAGCCUUGGCGGUUCCCUUGGUAACCAACACCUUCAUUGUGAAGCUGAAUCUGCGAGAUAAUGGAAUGGAGGGAGAAGGUGGAGCUGCCAUAGCUGACAUGCUGAAGGAGAACCUUUACAUCACAGAAAUAGAUCUUUCAGAGAACAAUCUCAGUGAAUGUGGGAUAAAGGCUCUGGCCAGCAUGCUGCUCGAGAACACCACCCUCAUCUCCCUUAACCUUUCUGGGAACCAUCUGGAUGAGCAAGCGGCUAAACACCUGGCUCCAGCACUGACCAAAAACCAGCACCUGCAGCAUCUGGACCUGAGCCAUAACCAGCUGGGUGAAGCAGCAGGGGAAAUUCUGGGUGAUGCAGUCACCGAGAACACAGGAAUGAAGUCACUUAGUCUGGCCUGGAACUGCAUUCGUGGAAAAGGAGCCAUUGCUUUAGCUAAAGGCCUUGGGGGUAACAUAUUCUUACAAACUGUGGACUUAUCUUACAAUGGACUGGCCAAAGAGGGAGCACUGGCUCUUGCUGAAGGGCUUAAAGAAAACAACACACUGGAGGAACUGAAUAUCAGUAUCAAUCGCAUCCCUCCUGAAGGAGCAGUCCACUUAGCCAUGGGUCUCAAAGCAAACAACAACCUUCGGGUUCUUAAAAUGGCUCGGAAUCCUGUUCGGUCAGCCGGAUGUUUUGCAGUGCUUAAAGCCAUAGAAGGAAACCCUUCUUCUUCGAUGGAGUAUCUGGACUUUUCUGACAUCAGCGUGGACCAAGAUUUUGAAGACUUGUUGAACACAAUCAAAGAAACACUCCCAAACUUCCAAGUGAAACACGGUGGCAAAAUCAGACCUUCCCAAAAUCUAAAGAGCUGA
Neoarius graeffei (lesser salmon catfish) is the source of this 1353-nucleotide messenger RNA. It is a transcript of the gene lrrc74b, whose product is annotated as leucine rich repeat containing 74B. Gene Ontology annotation, molecular function: protein binding. The transcript is spliced from 10 exons. The record is from RefSeq and is a predicted model, not a curated record. The coding region runs from base 1 to 1353 and encodes 450 amino acids. Lineage: Eukaryota; Metazoa; Chordata; Actinopteri; Siluriformes; Ariidae.